This is a messenger RNA of Scleropages formosus (Asian bonytongue), 2696 nucleotides long. It is a transcript of the gene srp72, whose product is annotated as signal recognition particle 72. Gene Ontology annotation, cellular component: signal recognition particle, endoplasmic reticulum targeting. Gene Ontology annotation, biological process: SRP-dependent cotranslational protein targeting to membrane. Bases 89 to 2086 code for a protein of 665 amino acids. The record is from RefSeq and is a predicted model, not a curated record. NCBI's taxonomy places the organism in Eukaryota, Metazoa, Chordata, Actinopteri, Osteoglossiformes, Osteoglossidae. The transcript is spliced from 19 exons. Gene Ontology annotation, molecular function: ribosome binding; protein binding; 7S RNA binding.
AGAAUUUAACCCGGAAAAAAAUCAUGAGUUUCGCUCUUUAAACCGGAAGAAAUAUAACAGUACUUCCGGAAGCUUGAAUGCAGCAAAGAUGGCGAGUGGUGGCUUUUCUGUGGCUGCGCUAUGGACCGAAGUGAAUCGCUUUGGACAGAACGGAGAUUAUACCCGGGCGCUGAAGUCUGUCAAUAAAAUCCUUCAGGAGUGUAAAGAUGAUGUGACUGCACUGCAGUGUAAAGUGGUUUGUCUGAUCCAGAGUGGCAGCUUCAAAGAGGCCCUGAAUGUGAUUAACACCCACACAAAGGUGCUGGGAAGUGAUGUCAUCACUUUUGAGAAAGCUUACUGCGAGUACCGACUAAACCGCGUUGAAAGUGCCCUGAAGACUAUCGAAAAUGCUUCUGAACAGACUGACAAACUGAAGGAACUCUACGGCCAAGUGCUCUACAGACUGGAGCGCUACGGCGAGUGCCAGGCCGUGUACCGAGACCUCAUCCGGAACUCUCAGGAUGAGUAUGAGGAAGAGCGCAAGACGAACCUGGCUGCAGUGAUGGCAGCCCUCAGCACCUGGGACAAGGCUUCCCCAGAGGACCUUGGGCUAACAGAGACUACAUAUGAGCUGUGCUACAAUGCUGCAUGCACUCUCAUUGGCCAAGGCCAAUUGGGAGAAGCCAUGAAGAAGCUGAGGAAGGCUGAGGAGCUUUGCCGGCUGUCCUUGUCAGAGGAUUCUGACAUGACGGAGGAGGACAUCGACUUGGAACUCGCCGUCAUCCAUUCCCAGAUGGCGUACAUCAUGCAACUGGAGGGUCGCACAGAGGAGGCACUGCAACUCUACAACCAAGUGAUUAAACUGAAACCUACUGAUGUGGGCCUACUGGCUGUUACUGCCAACAACAUCAUCACAAUAAACAAGGACCAAAAUGUGUUUGACUCCAAGAAGAAGGUGAAAUUGACAAAUGCCGAAGGUGUCGAACACAAACUGACGAAGAAGCAGCUGCAGUCCAUUGAGUUCAACAAGGCUUUGCUAGCCAUGUACACAAAUCAGGCUGACCAGUGCAGGAAGCUGUCCUCUAGUCUUCAGACCCAGAACCCAGGCCACCCGCGCCCGGUGCUCAUCCAGGUGGCCCAGCUGUGUAAAGAGAAACAGCAUUCAAAGGCCAUUGAGCUACUACAGUAUUUCUCCGAGCAGCACCCUGAGAGUGCAUCUGAAAUCAAACUGACCAUGGCACAACUGUAUCUCAUACAAGGACAUGUGACAAAAGCAUGUGACAUUUUGAGGUCUAUAGAAGAGUUUAAGCACAAGCCAGGAAUGGUUUCUGCGUUGGUCACAAUGUACAGCCAUGAAGAAGACAUUGACAGUGCAAUAGAUGUCUUAACUCAAGCCAUUCAACACAACCAGGUGGAGGAGCCGGGUUCAUCCGCUCAUUUAUCACUGGUUCGUGAGGCUGCUGACUUCAAGUUGAAGUACGGCAGGAAGAAGGAUGCCAUCAGUGACUUGGAGCAGUUGUGGACUCAGAACCCAAAAGACAUUCACACCCUGGCUCAGCUGAUCUCGGCCUACUCUUUGGUUGAUCAAGAAAAAGCAAAGGCCUUAAGCAAGCACCUCCCAUCUCCUGACAAGAUGUCUUUCAACAUUGAUGUGGAUGAGCUGGAGAACUCGCAUGGGGCGACAUACGUCAGGAAGAAGGCGGCAAAGGUUGUGGGUGACAAUGCAGCCAAAGAGCAUGGGCAAGGAGAGGUUAAGAAAAAAAAGAAGAAAAAGAAAGGUAAACUGCCAAAGAACUACGACCCCAAAGCAACCCCAGAUCCUGAGCGGUGGCUCCCGAUGCGGGAGCGCUCCUACUACCGAGGCAGGAAGAAGGGCAAGAAGAAGGAGCAAGUGGGCAAGGGGACGCAGGGUACCACCUCUGGGUCCUCCGCCGACUUGGAUGCCAGCAAAACUGCCAGCAGCCCUCCCACCUCCCCGCGCCCGGGUUCCACGACGACAGCCUCCAGCGGGGUGGUGCCACCGCGACAGCAGAAGCCUGCUGCCCCAGGGGCGACGCGCAAGAAGCCCCAGCAGAAGAAGAAGAAGGGUGGAAAGGGGAGUUGGUAGAGUUUAGGUGGGGGCCUCCCAGCUGGUUCCGCUGCAACAUAGGUGAAGGACAUGUUGGUCAUGAAUUUUAUGUCCUUAUUUUAAAUGCCCAGAUAACCUUUUGUUGUCUUUUCACUGCACAGAAAGCAUAGAGGAAUAACACCACCUUGUAACUGAGUUCCCACCUCUUUUGAAGACACAGUUUAUUAUUACACUCUCAAUAGAAAACAUAAAAUGUAAUUUGUAAAUUUUUUGACAAAAGUAUUUUUGGCAGGUAAAAAUGUAUUGGACUUGAUGUGUCCUGUUGUGUGUCCUAGCCUUUCAUUAAACACUUGCAGAUGGAAUAUAAAUUGGUCCUUUUGCUUGUUCAUUGUUAUAAAUCUGGUUUGACUUUUUUUUUUUUUUUUUUCCUCCUCUGUGUAAAAAGCUGUGAUGGUACAAUUCUAAAUAUUUUUGAUUUGUGCGUUACAGUCCCUGUAAGUAUAACUUUGGAAAUGUAACAUCUUACAGGAUGUUGUACUGUCUGCAAUUUGUAUUAGGAAUCAAACUUUAUAAACUGGAAGGUGAGAAAACAGGAAACUCCUGCGUUGAACUUGGAGCACAAAGGUAAUAAAACUGGAUCCUUGACAAA